CUUUUCUUACUCAGGAACUGUCCAAUAGGAUAGAGUAUUUUUAAGCUGUGCCACAGAGCAACAAGAAGUUUCCAAAAUGGUGCUCGAAAGUACUAUGGUUUGUGUGGACAACAGCGAGUACAUGAGAAAUGGAGACUUUCUGCCCACCAGACUGCAGGCUCAGCAGGAUGCUGUCAACAUUGUUUGUCACUCCAAAACACGCAGCAACCCAGAGAACAACGUUGGACUUAUAACUAUGGCAAAUAACUGUGAGGUCCUUACCACGCUGACACCAGACUCUGGCCGCAUCCUGUCCAAGCUGCACGCUGUCCAACCCAAAGGAAAGAUCUCAUUCUGUACAGGCAUCAGAGUGGCCCACCUGGCUUUAAAACACAGACAAGGAAAAAACCACAAAAUGAGGAUUAUUGCCUUUGUUGGGAGUCCCGUGGAAGACAACGAGAAAGAUCUUGUUAAGAUGGCAAAGCGCUUGAAAAAGGAGAAAGUGAAUGUGGAUAUCAUCAACUUUGGUGAAGAGGAGGCGAACACAGAGAAGCUGACUGCAUUCAUUAACACUUUAAAUGGAAAGGAGGGAACAGGUUCCCACUUGGUCACAGUGCCUCCUGGACCCAGUCUGGCUGAUGCCCUGCUGUCCUCCCCUAUCCUCGCCGGAGAGGGAGGCUCUAUGAUGGGGCUGGGCGCCAGCGACUUUGAGUUCGGAGUUGACCCCAGUGCUGAUCCAGAGUUGGCCUUGGCCCUACGCGUUUCAAUGGAGGAACAACGACAGAGGCAGGAGGAGGAGGCCCGCAGAGCUGCUGCUGCUUCUGCUGCCGAGGCAGGCGUGCCCACACCCAGCGCAGAUGAGUCGGAGGAAGCCUUGUUGAAGAUGUCUGUUUCUCAGCCUGAGAGCGGCACUGCAGUGAUUCCUGAUAUCAGCAGCAUGACGGAAGAGGAACAGAUAGCCUAUGCCAUGCAGAUGUCUUUAGCUGGAGGAGAGUAUAGUGAAAUGGACACAGGAGCUGCUAUGGACACUGCCGAAUCAGCCAAGGAGGAAGAUGACUAUGAUGUAAUGCAAGACCCAGAGUUCCUUCAGAGUGUCUUGGAGAACCUGCCCGGGGUCGAUCCCAACAAUGAGGCCAUCCGCAACGCAAUGGGCUCCCUGGCAUCCCAGACAGGAAACAAGCAAGAUGGCAAAAAGGAUGAAGAGAAGAAGAAAUGAGACAUCAAAACAAAAGAGAAACGAACAAUUAUAGGAUUUCUUUACAUACGUGAUUGCUGAUGCACCACUCUGCAUGGCAGCACUUUGACUUCUUCAGUACAUAAUAAAUAAAUAAAA
This is a messenger RNA of Cyprinodon variegatus (sheepshead minnow), 1312 nucleotides long. Its product is annotated as 26S proteasome non-ATPase regulatory subunit 4. Bases 77 to 1195 code for a protein of 372 amino acids. The transcript has 10 exons. Gene Ontology annotation, molecular function: polyubiquitin modification-dependent protein binding. Gene Ontology annotation, biological process: proteasome-mediated ubiquitin-dependent protein catabolic process. NCBI's taxonomy places the organism in Eukaryota, Metazoa, Chordata, Actinopteri, Cyprinodontiformes, Cyprinodontidae. The record is from RefSeq and is a predicted model, not a curated record. Gene Ontology annotation, cellular component: cytosol; nucleus; proteasome regulatory particle, base subcomplex.